Penicilliopsis zonata CBS 506.65 is the source of this 3594-nucleotide messenger RNA. RefSeq lists its product as hypothetical. Gene Ontology annotation, cellular component: IRE1-TRAF2-ASK1 complex. Gene Ontology annotation, molecular function: ATP binding; RNA endonuclease activity; protein serine/threonine kinase activity. The transcript is spliced from 2 exons. The coding region runs from base 1 to 3594 and encodes 1197 amino acids. The record is from RefSeq and is a predicted model, not a curated record. Gene Ontology annotation, biological process: mRNA processing; intrinsic apoptotic signaling pathway in response to endoplasmic reticulum stress; protein phosphorylation. NCBI's taxonomy places the organism in Eukaryota, Fungi, Ascomycota, Eurotiomycetes, Eurotiales, Aspergillaceae.
AUGCGGUGGCGGCUGCCUGGCGCCCGGUCGACUCUCCCCGCCAGCGUCGCCCUUCUCCUCCUCCCCGUCCUCGUCGCUCCGCAGCAGCAACGACUCGACGAUGACCAUCUCCGACCGGCGGGCGUCUCUUUGUCUGCCGCCGCGGGUCACCACCACACAGCCAUUCCACACCUUGAUGAUGCCUCGUGGAUCCAUGUGAAGUCCACCGAUGCGAGCGCCCUGGCUCCUCUGGCUCUGGCGGGCUCCGGCCGCGCCGUUCGAGCCGCUCCUGCCCAGGUCAGCAGCAGCAGCCGGAGCAGCAGCAGCAACAGCAACUCUGCCUCGGCCUCUGCCGGCCUGGCACCGCAGCUCCAAGCGCGGUCUCUGCAGGACUGGGAGGUCGAGGACUUUGUCCUGCUGGCGACCGUCGACGGCUCCAUCCACGCCCGCGACCGCAAGACCGGCGCUGCCCGCUGGGCCCUCGAGGUCCCCAGCAGCCCCAUGGUCGAGAGCCUCUACCACCGCGCCAACCGCUCCUCCUUUGACGACUCCCAGCCCGAGGAUGACUUUCUGUGGAUCGUCGAGCCCAGUCAGGAUGGGAGCCUCUACCUCUACAGCCCCGGUCCCAACGCCGGCCUGCAGAAGCUGGGGCUGACCGUCAAGGACCUGGUCGACGAGACCCCCUAUUCCGGCUCCGAUCCCGCCGUCACAUACACGGCCCGCAAGGAGACCACCCUCUACACCGUCGAUGCCCGCACCGGCAAUAUCCUGCGCGUCUUCAGCUCGCGCGGGCCCCUCCAGGCCAACACCCACGACCCGGCCUCCUCCUGCCGGCGGGUCGACAGUCUGGGGCGCGAGGCCGACGAAUGUGAACGCUCCGCCGGCACCUUGGUCCUCGGCCGUGUCGAGUAUGCCGUUGCCAUCCAGCACACCGAGACCGGCGCCCCGAUCUGCACCCUGAAAUACUCCGAAUGGACGGCCAACAAUCGGGACCUCGAUCUGCAGAGCCAGUACGACCGCACCAUGGACCAGAGCCAUAUCUACAGCAUGCACGACGGCGUCGUCCUCGGCUUCGACCACUCGCGCAUGGAUCGCCCGCGUUACACCCAACGCUUCUCCUCCCCCGUCGUCCGUGUCUUCGACAUCGCCCGCCCCGUCAAUCCCGACUCCCCCGACUCCCCCACCCCGCUGGUGCUGCUCUCGCAGCCCCUGCAGCCGCCCGACCCGGACUACGGCUCCCUCGACGACGAGCGCGACUCCCGCGUCUUCAUCGACACCACCGAGGCGGGCGGCUGGUACGCCAUGUCCGAGGAGACCUAUCCGCUCGUCACCGGCCGCGCCAAGACGGCCCAGUGCUACGAGAAGGACUUCUUCCGUGACGGCCACCUGCUGACGAGUCUCACCCUGCAUCAGCAGCGAGAUGCCCUGGCUGGCGUUCACUCGCUCAAUGGACCCCCCGCCGUGCGUCGCAACAUCCCCAGCAUCUCCGCGCCGACCACCGCCCCAGACUUGGUCGGCGGAGCCUCGCCGCGCGAGGUGCUUCGUAGCCCCUCGGAGUUGGCCCUGCCGCCCGCUCUGCGAAGCAGCGUCAUCAUCCGCAAGGGCUGGGACAAUGCCCUCGACAUCGUCGUCACCCUCAUCCUGCUCUUCUUCGGCGCCCUCAUCUACUUCAACAAACACAAUCUCCAAGAGUUGGCCAAGCAAAAGCUCGACAUGAAAAAUGUCAUCUCUUCCUACAGCCAGGCACACAUGUCUGCUCCCUCCUCGCCCAUCGUCGACACUUCACCGGACAUCAAACGGACCUCCAGUCCCGCCAAUCCGGUGCCCAAUGUCACCGUAGACGUGGACCUGCCCGAGAGUGUUGACAAUGAAUUCGCCGAGGAUGCUCAGCAAGACGCUGCUGGCAAUCUGACCCCUCGGCGGCCGAAUCGAGACCGCAGCGUGGCUUCUGCUGCUCCUGACGCGACUCCACGCGUCCGCAUCCGCGAGCCAUCCCGUGGACCGAACGACGACGACGACGACGAGCUGGACGACUUCACCCUGCAGGGCGGGGAGAAGCCGAAGAAGAAGGCUCGCCGGGGCCGUCGCGGGGGUAAGGCGCACAAACGCGGCAAGAAACCCGAAGGGGACGCGACGACCGAGACGGAGCAGGCCGAUCGCGUGGUGGCACAGGUCAAUAACCUGCAACCGCUGCCCGGGCGACUGGAACCCGACGUCCAGCUGACCCGGACGGUGUCGAACGAGAUGUACGACAUGGACGGCGUGCUGCAGAUCGGCCGCCUGCAGGUCAACACGGACGUUGUGCUGGGCCACGGCAGCCACGGCACGGUCGUGUACCGGGGGUCGUUUGACGGCCGGGCGGUCGCCGUCAAGCGGAUGCUGAUGGAAUUCUACGACAUUGCCUCGCACGAAGUCGGUCUGCUGCAGGAGAGCGACGACCACAACAACGUGAUCCGCUACUUUGCCCGCGAGCAAGCCGCCGGCUUCUUGUAUAUUGCCCUGGAGCUGUGUCCGGCCUCGCUGCAGGAGGUCGUCGAGCGGCCGUGGGAUUUCCCCGACCUGGUCCCCGGCGGCAACCUGGACAUGCCGGACGUUCUGCGGCAGAUUGUCAGCGGGGUGCGCUACCUGCACUCCCUCAAGAUCGUGCACCGCGAUCUGAAGCCGCAGAACAUCCUGGUCGCCCGGCCGCGCGGGCGCACGGGCAUCACGGCCUCGAUCCGGCUGCUCAUCUCGGACUUUGGCCUGUGCAAGAAGCUCGAGGACAACCAGAGCUCGUUCCGGGCGACCACGGCCCACGCGGCGGGCACGUCCGGGUGGCGUGCCCCGGAGCUGCUGGUGGACGACGACCAGCGCCCGGCCAUGAUGUCGGCGGGCCACUCGGUCGAGUCGCAGCAUACCGAGUCGUCGGAGCCGGCGGUCGUGGAUCCGCAGACGAACCGGCGCGCGACGCGGGCGAUCGACAUCUUCUCGCUCGGCUGUGUCUUCUACUACGUCCUCACGCGCGGCGGCCAUCCGUUUGACAAGAACGGCAAGUUCAUGCGCGAGGCCAACAUCGUCAAGGGCGACUUCAACCUGGACGAGCUGCAACGACUGGGCGACUACGCGUUCGAAGCAGACGAUCUGAUCCGUUCCAUGUUAUCUCUUGACCCGCGACGACGCCCCGAUGCCACCUCUGUGCUUAUCCAUCCCUUCUUCUGGUCGUCAUCCGACCGGCUCAGCUUCCUGUGCGAUGUCUCCGACCACUUUGAAUUCGAGCCGCGCGACCCGCCCUCACCGGCGCUGCUCUGUCUGGAGUCGAUCGCCGAGGACGUGAUCGGCCCGGAGAUGGAUUUCCUGAAGCUCCUCCCCAAGGAGUUCAAGGACAGCCUGGGCAAGCAGCGCAAGUACACCGGGUCCAAGAUGCUGGACCUGCUGCGCGCCCUGCGCAACAAACGCAACCACUACAACGACAUGCCGGAGCAUCUCAAGGCGCACAUCGGCGGCUUGCCGGACGGGUAUCUGAAUUUCUGGGCGGUGCGAUUCCCCAGCCUGCUCAUGAACUGCCACUGGGUGGUUUGGGAGCUGCAGUUGACGCGGAUUGAUCGAUUCAAGCGCUACUUUACCGCGGAUCAUUGA